CAAGUUAUCUGUCGUAUAAAGACAAGAGAGAUGAAACACUGUCGUAUCAGUUGCAACAGAGGAAGUCGCCGAACAUGUUGGUAAUAAUCUUGCCAUUUUUACUGGCGGCACGUGUGGCCGUCCACGAGCAGGAGGACUCUGAUUGGCACCGAAACGGGCCAGAAUGCACGUACGACGUUCUGGUGAACAUGUCUCUGGCCAAUAUCGUCCACGAAAAGGACAAUUUCUGCUCGAUGAUCGCGUCUGAGCUGAAAUGCAGGCCGAUGGGUAGCGACACUCUCAGGUGUCGAUUCGUCAAUGGAAAAAUCGUUCGUCCCGACCCGCACGAUCGUAGAUGUUCGAACGCGCAGAAUUUUGUACCAGUUAGCGACAGGUUCAUCAACGAGGAUCCUUUCGAGAUCAGAUUCAAUCCCAAGGGAAUCGAGAACUUGGUCGUCUCGAGGAACAUACCCAAGUGGAGGCUGGAUAUGAUCAGGACGAUCACUGGACAGUUAAACGUUGGCUUUGAAUUAGACGACAGUCGCGAUCGUUUCGUUACUAUGGAGAACUCGAGUGUCGGCUAUUGCGAGGUGGAAGUGAAAAUGUCAAGGACAGGAUACAGGCAAGAAAACAGGCACGGGGAUUUCGAAAUUGACUUUGAACCUGAACGAGCCGGCCUUGUGCCACUGAACAGAGCAGCGCUCGCCAUUGAAAAGGUCAGGGAUCCGAAAAACUGUCCCCACAGGAAGAUUUAUUUCUUUGGAAACCACGAGGACUUCAGUUCGGGAAAUAAAAACACAUUCAUGGAUAUGGUCACAUCUAUUAGCCACAUGAGCGUGUCACCAAGUGAGUUUCAUUCGUAUACGGAAUCGUCGGGAAUGAUGAGGACGCUGAACAGACCCAGGACGAUGCGGAUUCAUCAGAAAAUAAGCUUGACUUUGAAAAGUAUAAGUCCAGCUCGAGAUUCGAUGCCAGAAGUCCAGAGUCCCGCGUCGACAAGUUUGUACGCUUAUACUAACUUACAAUCGAUUCCCGAGAGCAAGUAAAUGAAAUCGAUAGUAAGGGGCUGCAAAAAUCUAUGUAAUGAUGAUAAACAAUAUACUAUUUAAGAACAUAAUACUA
Molecule: messenger RNA, 1101 nt
Organism: Ceratina calcarata
Lineage: Eukaryota; Metazoa; Arthropoda; Insecta; Hymenoptera; Apidae
Product: vitellogenin
Exons: 3
Coding region: 75-1025 (316 amino acids)
Biological process (GO): lipid transport
Molecular function (GO): lipid carrier activity
Source: RefSeq, a predicted model, not a curated record